Clonostachys rhizophaga is the source of this 1446-nucleotide messenger RNA. The record is from the annotation of a GenBank genome assembly. Lineage: Eukaryota; Fungi; Ascomycota; Sordariomycetes; Hypocreales; Bionectriaceae.
AUGGAAGGCGAACCCGCACCCCUCCGAAAUGAACAACCACAGCCGUUGAGGCGUUCAGGGCGCCAACCUGUGAAGCCGAAGCGUCUUGACUCAUCCGAUUCAGCAUACGAAUCUCCUUCCAAAAAAUCAAAAGCAGCAAACACAUCGCCAGGACGCCGGCGGAAUCCAAAACGCAAAGUAAGCCAGCAGUGUGAGCUUGUAGGCCAUCUUCCAGCCAACCUCCUCGAGGAAGCUCUCAAACCCCUAGACACCAACGACAUUGAAGAAUGGGAAGGAUGGGUCGAGCUCGAAUCUGACCCGGCAUUUUUCAACAUCAUCCUUCGGGAUCUAGGCGUGGAGAAUGUCAAGGCCCAGGAGCUUUUCACUGUCGAACAGGAAUUCAUGGACCUACUACCCAAACCGGUUUUUGGCCUGAUAUUUCUUUUCGAAUAUCUCCCAGAAGAGGACGAGACGGAGGAUGAAGAAAACCCUAGCGGAAUAUGGUUCGCUAACCAGACUACUAACAAUGCUUGCGCCACGGUUGCGCUUCUCAACAUUGUCAUGAACGCACCAGGUGUUCGGUUAGGUGAAACUCUUAAGGAGUUUAAAGAAUCCACCAAGGACCUGAGUACAGCUCUAAGAGGUCAUCGACUCAGCUCGAAUCCGUAUAUUCGUAGGAUUCAUAAUUCGCUGACUCGUCGCAUGGAUCAUCUUAAUGCGGAUCUCGCGCUUGAGAACGAGGCCAGCGAAGCAGCUUCUAAGAAAUCCAAGGCUCGCUAUACUAACAAAGGUGGUAAGAGAGCCCAAACGCGUAAGAAGCUUAAAGAGUCAGAAUAUGGGUUCCAUUUUGUUGCCUACGUCCCAGCUGAUGGGUAUGUGUGGGAGUUGGACGGGCUAAAAACAAAACCUCAUCGACUAGGACCCCUAGAAUCUACAGACUGGACAACAGUCGCCCGUCCUUAUAUUGAGGCUCGAAUGCUUCAAUAUGAAGGGACUCAGCUGUCCUUCAACCUGCUGGCGCUAUGCCAAAGCCCCCUCGCGGUCCACUCCCAGGCUAUUGCUGGAGCUCUCGCGUCGCUGCAAUGCUUCCAGAAUACGCUACGUUCCCGACCGGGCUUUUCAGACCUUGAGAUAUCACAAAAAGACAACUCAAACCUUAGCGACGCAUCAUUAUUAUCCGAGUUCCAGCUUACAGAGGCGACCGUUGAAACGGCCGAAGUGCCCCAGUCACUUCGUGAACAGAUCGAGCAGCCCAGCAUAUCUGUCGAGGAGGCGCAUAGUCUCUUUGAGAAAUUGACACUCGAAGUCAAGUCCACUAUGGGAGAAUACAGAUCCGAAAUGAUUGCAUUGGCAGAAGACGAGCAUCGAGUCCAAGGGCGCAAGAAAGACUACGCGCCAGCGUUACACAAAUGGGUAACCAAGCUCGCCGAGAAGGGGGCAUUAGAGGAGCUGAUCAAAAUUUCAUAA